This is a messenger RNA of Daphnia pulicaria, 1584 nucleotides long. RefSeq names its product protein quiver-like (gene qvr). Gene Ontology annotation, biological process: regulation of synaptic transmission, cholinergic; positive regulation of voltage-gated potassium channel activity; sleep. Bases 522 to 992 code for a protein of 156 amino acids. Lineage: Eukaryota; Metazoa; Arthropoda; Branchiopoda; Diplostraca; Daphniidae. The record is from RefSeq and is a predicted model, not a curated record. The transcript is spliced from 4 exons.
UCGACAUCGAUUCAAUACGUUUUAGCCGUUGUAAAACACGCACUCUGGCACUCUCUGCAGCCGGGGCUUGUCGACUGCAGUGUCCCGGCUGCGUUUGAUGCAUUGCGGAGCUUUUGACUCUUGAGUCCUAAGGUAGAGCCGUUAUAUAGUCUUGAUAGAUCUACAGUGUAAAAGUAUACAUAAACAAACCAACGAGUGUGUGUGUGUGUUACAAAGACACAAAGUCGCAUCUAAACAACAGCAGAGAGCAUUGUGAGAAACAAACAACAAGAAUUAUUUUCUUUGUAUUUGAGCGUCUGUGAUGCAAUCAUGAAGUGUCGUCCCGUCGGUGCAACCACAUAACACACACACAUUCGUGCUGGUUAUUUUGGAUGUCGUAGAAGCGAAUCGCGCGAGUGCUGUGCUGCAGUCUCCUCUUCCUUUGUGACAUGUAAAACAAGAAAAAUCCGUGUGUGUGUGUAUGUGUGUGUGUGUGUGUGUGGGAUUUUUUCUUCGACCGCAUUUUCUGCUCACACCAAACGAUGCAGGAUCGCAAUUUGAUUGGGUUCCUUUCCGUCUUCUUCUCCAUCACUUUGGUUUGUCUGCAGGCCAACAUCAUCUCGGCCGAAGAGGAGUGCAUAAACCGAUCCGGCCGGACGAUUUUGUGCUACGAUUGCGACAGUUACCACAAUCCGCUUUGCAAACAUAUCAAUGAAUCGGCUCCAAUGCACGAACACCCACCUUUCAAAACUUGUAAAGGAUGUUGCGUUAAAAUCGUCGAACAUCGCUACUCACCCAAGGAACGCGUGAGGCGGAUGUGUACGGAGCAGCUGAUUGUCAAUUAUUUCAUCGUCGAUCACGUCUGUCUGAAAGAAGGUAACAAACGCAAGGGGAUGACUUGUUUCUGCGAGGAAGAUUUUUGCAAUUCGGCGAUCUCAAGGCAUCGCUUCGAUCUCUUCUGGGCUUAUUUGGGCCUCGUCGCUGCUGUCCACCUUCUACUCCGGGUCGGAUGAUUUUUGGCUUUUUUCGGGAAAAUCUAAAACAAUUCAUUUUGUUUGCACUAAGUCACACCCACUCCCUUUUUCAAUGAACAAUGUAAUAAUAAUAUUAAUAAUUUGAAUGCAAAGAAAUUACCACGCACAAUAAGUCGACCCUGGCCAUCUAAUAACAUCACGAAAAAAUGAAAAAAAUCAAGGCUUAAGUGCUCAAAAAUCCAGACAAAUGGGAUGACAUACAAUUCCGGAAAAAAUGGCUGUGCUCUGUGUGUGUGUGUGCGUCAUCGUCGGCUACCCCCUCAAAACUCUCUCAAUUCUCAUUUUUGAUAAGAAAAUAAAAACCCUCCAAACUGUAGAGAAAAUGUUGUCAGUCAACACACACAAAUCCACUUUUGAUGAUGAUGAACGGCGGUUUACACACAGCAGCUGAAUGAUUCACAAUCCUUUGAUUUGUUAUCCCUUGCAGCCAUUGUUAAUAAUGGAUCCAGUCAAUAAUCUUUUUUGCCCAUUUUUCAAAUCUCUCUUUAAUUCAUCCUUGUUGUUGUUAUUUAGCCGUUUAAAUGCCGAAUUUUAACUGGCACGUCAUCCAAAUACAUGCUAACGUCAUCAA